Raphanus sativus (radish) is the source of this 591-nucleotide messenger RNA. RefSeq lists its product as uncharacterized. The coding region runs from base 1 to 591 and encodes 196 amino acids. The record is from RefSeq and is a predicted model, not a curated record. The transcript has a single exon. Lineage: Eukaryota; Viridiplantae; Streptophyta; Magnoliopsida; Brassicales; Brassicaceae.
AUGUCGUCUGUCCACAACAUCGUGUUGUUCAAGGAUCGAGCAAUGGCUAGUCAAGCCAAACCUCGCGACAACCUCCUCGUAAUCGAACUUACGAUUCAGGACAUCGACGUAGCGAGAAUAUUGGUAGACACCGGAUGUUCGGCCAAUAUUAUCUAUAAGAUUACCCACGAGAGAAUGGGGAUCGAUCUAAACAUUGUCACAGACGAUCCCAGUCCAGUAGUUGGACUCUCCGGAAACACUACAAUGACCCUCGGCUCGAUUGAUCUCUCAGUCAAAGCCGGGAGCGUCACUAAAAAUGUGGAAUUCCUGGUGGUCGACGGUCCGACAGCGUAUAAUGUGAUUGUCGGAACUCCAUGGUUGAAUUCCAUGCGGGCGAUCCCCUCAACAUUCCACCUUUGCCUCAAAUUUCCAAAUCCUUCCGGGGUCGAAACAAUACAAGGGGAUCGGGAAGUAUCGCAAGUCUGCCUAGACGCUGGGUUAAAAGGAAAAAAUUCCGAGAUCGAAACCCCCCGAAAAAGCAAACGGUUCACGAACCAGCAUUGCAAGACUCCUCGGAGGUCUCCUGGCAGUCAAAAAGAGGUAAAGCCCUAG